This is a messenger RNA of Paracoccidioides lutzii Pb01, 2103 nucleotides long. RefSeq lists its product as hypothetical. Gene Ontology annotation, molecular function: protein dimerization activity. Bases 1 to 2103 code for a protein of 700 amino acids. The transcript has 3 exons. The record is from RefSeq and is a predicted model, not a curated record.
AUGGCGAAAGAGAUAGACCCCUCAUUGUCGACUUGGCCGGAGCAUCUGAACGGAGACCUCCUAGUUCCCGUCUCUGGAGAGGAGGAGUUUUCCAAGUACUUGGAUUUCGACUUCAACUUUGCGGAAUUGGAUGAAGUUGCAAACCAGCCGCACAAUACCGUUAACGCUUCCAGCCCUGCUGUUUCGACCGCGAUGCAGGAUAUUCAGCCACCCAGGAUGGCGGCACCCCACCCGCAUAUGCAGGGUAUAUCUCAAGCCCCGAAUUACCAACCUGCACUGCAUCAACUGCACCACACGAUGGGCGUUCAAGGCAUAAAUACGACAAACGGUCAUGUAGAGCCGCAGUACUACGUCCAGAAACAAGUAAACUUCCUCCCUCAGAAUUAUGGUCAAGUUCCAUACAUUCCUCCAACGCCAAACAGCGCCGAGAUGCACGUUGGGGUUCCGAAUGGACUCGCCAGGUUGGACACUGGUAACCGGCGGCAUUACGAGCAUUACCCGAGGGCUGCUGAUGACCAGAGCGCUUUCACCCCGUCGCUUUCACCUGCAAUGACGCCCUUGGAUCAGCAAUUUCGCCUUCCCGAAUAUACUGUCCCUGGCGAAUAUUUUACCCCCCUUACAUCUCCCGCACUCGAAGCGGGGAACGCAAAUAGUAAUAACUAUCUCUUCAAUGGGGCCACCAGCCAGGCCCCAGAUCUGGGGUUUGUUUCUUCGCCGGUAGACGCUACUAAUCACCUUCCAUCUUCCUCAGCUCCAUCAUCUCCCGUCUUUUCGCGGAAACCACGACGAAAACAGUCCUUUCCGACUCGAGCACCUGCGCGCUUUGUUCGACAAUCCCCUUCAGUUCGCCCCCUUAGCCGACGAAAGACGUACUCCAAUUCAGCUGUUCCUUCAGAAGAGAGCUUCUACCCUGCAAACCGUGAGAAGUCUUCAAGUAGACUGCCAGCGAAUCCGAUGGAUGGGUAUCAUCAUCCAGGAAGCACUGAAAGUUCUGGGCAGGAUUCUGUUUCUCCGGAACCGCUAUCAGAGCCGUUGAUGCCCCCUCCUGCGCUCCCGCGCUCUGUGAAAUCUCCAGGCUUGGGCGCGCAAGAAUCAAUAUCUGAGGCGAUAGCCAGGGAAGCCGCAACCCCUGCUACCCUGAUGAAAUUACAGAGUCAACCGCAGCCAGUGCAAAACUCUGGGGCACACUUCUCGAGAAGCGGAGGUGUCGUUGUUAACGAAUACGCCGACGAGAUGAUGGAGGAUAUCUUAUUGCCCGAAGCGGCAUCAUCCAAUUCUGAGCUCGCUACCGCUUCUUCUGGUACAAUCGUGACAAAUCCUGAGGCUACUCCCACGCUCUCAGCCAACCAGACGCCAAAGUUAAAACCCAUGAAUAGUGGUUCCUCGGAUCUCCCAGCUAUUGCUUCUGCACCAAGCCCACAGGUCGGGGCCAUGCCAUCCCCAACUGGACCAGUUGGGAUCAAGAGGGUCGAUUCGAAACUGAACGGGAGGAUAUCGAAGAAGCGAUCAAGCAUUAGUUCCUCCCAAGUUAGUCCUGCAUUGCGACCAAAAAUCAGCCCUAGUAUUCAACCCUUAAUUCGCGGCGAUGUCCUGAAUAUGACUCCUGAAACUUCAGCUCUCUACCUCGCCUCCAAAUCCAACUACCAACACAUCAUUGAAGGCACCCUUCUACCAGGCGUAUCGUAUCCAAAUGCAUUGGCCGAAAACCUAAGUUCAAAGCGCACAAACCAUAAACUAGCUGAGCAGGGACGUCGAAAUCGUAUCAAUACUGCACUCAAGGAGAUCGAAGGCUUAUUACCACCUGUACUAAUCCGGGAGAGGGAAAAGGCCGACAAAGCUGGUGGUAGUGGUGGUGAUGGUGACGGAGCGAACGGCGGCACAACCACCAGCACCAAAACGCCUGAGAAAUCGAAUUCAACGCAAUCGAUCAGCAAGGCGAGCACGGUUGAGUUAGCGAUUAUUUAUAUUAAGUCGCUGCAGCAGGAACUCUCGGAAACCAAGGAGAAGCUGAAGCUGACCGAGUCGAGGCUGCUGGAGUACACCGGGAGUGACGGGAAGGCAAAGGAGAGCGAAAAAGCAGAAGAGAAGGUCGAGAAGGGUUAA